Molecule: messenger RNA, 894 nt
Organism: Kalmanozyma brasiliensis GHG001
Lineage: Eukaryota; Fungi; Basidiomycota; Ustilaginomycetes; Ustilaginales
Product: Phosphoribulokinase/uridine kinase
Exons: 1
Coding region: 1-894 (297 amino acids)
Cellular component (GO): cytoplasm
Molecular function (GO): ATP binding; kinase activity
Source: RefSeq, a predicted model, not a curated record
AUGGCGGCAUCAAGUAGUACCUCCUCGUCGCGCAUUGUGGUAAUCGGUGUCGGCGGUGCAACCUGCUCUGGCAAGACGACGUUGGCCAAGCAUCUGCUCCAGAUCCUGAACCCAGCCAAUCACGGCGAAGGUAGCAGCAGCCAGGGCGGGAUCAGAGAUGCUUUCAUCCUGCAUCAAGACGACUUUGCGCCGCCAGAAGCGACCUUGCCGGUGAACGAGGAGUUUGGCGUCACCGACUGGGACCACCCCCCAACAGCCAUCGACUACAAGAGAAUGCACCGCACCAUCGAACACAUCAAGUCUACCGGCUCGUUCCCAUCGGAACACUCUUCGCACGAUCAUCUCAACUCCCAGCCAGACUGUCCCAUCUCCGAGUCUGUCUUCAACACGUGGAAGGGCAAAUUUGCAUCAAUAUCCUCAUCCAGCUCCUUUCCAGCGGACGGCGUGCGGUUGAUGCUGGCGGACGGCUUCUUGCUGUACUACGACCCCGAGGUGCGCUCGACGAUGGAAGUCAAGGUGUUUCUGCGCACACCGCGAGCGGUGCUCAAGCAGAGACGAGAAGAGCGAUUUGGCUACGCAACAGCAGAGGGCACCGUGUGGAAGGAUCCAGAGGGCUACUUUGACAACAUUGUCUGGCCGGCAUACGAGCUUGCGCACAAGGGCGUUUUUGUCAACCAGGACGUGGAGCAAGGAGAGCCGGUGCAACCCAAGGAUGGAGAGGCAUCGAUAGCAGGUGGACCGGUGACAGGGUUGACGGUGCUAGACGCGGAUCCGGCUCAAUUGGGUGUUAAACCAGAGGAGGAUACGAAGAACGAGUCGUUCUCCAAGGAGAUGACCCAGUUGGUGGAUCAGACGUGCGCGGCGAUAUGGAGCUUCCUCACCACCAAGCUUUAA